Ruditapes philippinarum (Manila clam) is the source of this 5323-nucleotide messenger RNA. Its product is annotated as sushi domain-containing protein 2-like. NCBI's taxonomy places the organism in Eukaryota, Metazoa, Mollusca, Bivalvia, Venerida, Veneridae. The record is from RefSeq and is a predicted model, not a curated record. The transcript is spliced from 17 exons. The coding region runs from base 199 to 2685 and encodes 828 amino acids.
CACAUGACAUUUUGCAUAUUAGCGUUCAUUAACUUAAAUGUGUUUGCAUAGCAUGUAUAGUUAGUUAUGCGACGCUUAGAUUAUUAUCACAUUUUAUCAUAUUUGAUUGGGUAGUUUAAAUAUUACCCCAUAAACGUGUUAUCUUGUCCGUAUUACUGCACUAUUUUUACUUCUUAAAAAAGAAAUUCAAAAAGAAAAAUGGCGGAUAUCAGUAUUAUAAUAUCAAAAGUUUUUCUUCUAAACUUGUGCAUUUUUCUUCAUUCUGCUAGAGGAGCGUCUUCUAGUUUAUCAUCGAAUCAACAGGACUUGAAGUUGAGAGACGAUGGAGGCCGGGUAGAAAGAUCUACAGGGUGUUCUAAUGACGCAAAACAACUUAAAGCAGUUCCAAAUCAUGCGGAUAUGUACGGAGGACGAAUUGUUGAUCUUUCUGGUCCAUGUUUCGCGACAGACAAACAGGCAUAUUGCCAGUUCAAAAACCCAAAUGACGGCGUAGUCCUGGCGAAUCAGAAAGCUGUAGAUAUAAGCAGAACACGUGUCCGGUGUGUGGUGCCUAGACUUCUAGUACGUGACCGCGUGAUUUUAAGUGUUUCAACGGACAAUGGGAAAACCUACCCAUACAGUACUAACUUCACUAUUGUUUUUCCGGGAAGAAUGCCACCCUUAGUAACGACCAAAGGGCUCUGGCGCUUUACCAAUGCAACUGUUCUAAGUCUUGAAUGGGAUAACAAAUUGCUCACAAACGACAAAAAUUCUUUGGUUGACAUACGACUCAUUGGUUUCAAAGAGAAUGAUGGAAAAGCAAUUUACAAACCUUUGAUCACGCUUGGUAAAGAUGUACUGGCGUCAACUGGUCGGUAUGAAUUUGAGGUCAGUAACUACCAAUGCAGUGGACAAGACUGUUUCGAGUAUGAGGUCGGAUUGGUGGAGGUGAAACUACAAGACAAGUUCACGCCUACCAAGAACAAGUUUUUGUCAACAAAUCGUGUACCACUCGGUUGGUUUGUCAGAAAUGUAAUGAAAGCAAAAUACGGCUCUGAUUGGCCCUCUGAUUUGUGUAUGAAAUGGCAUAAAAGCGCUUCUCGGGACAUGAACUGGUUUGGCGAGAUACUUAAAUGUCCAUGUUCGCUGGCUCAGGCAAUCGCAGACUUUGGAAGGUGGCAGCCUGAUACCGGAUGCAAUCUACAAAGGGCGGCCAUUUGUAAAUACCACCAUGCUGCCGUGCAUUGUGUGCGUUCCGUGCAGCCAGUAAAUGGAGCCGGUAACCAGUGUUGUUACAGCGCUAAAGGAUAUCUUGUGUUCGCGGCAGACACAUAUUUUGGAAGUACAGCUGACAAAAGUCACGAUUGGGGAGCUGCACCUUAUGGUAAACCUGGUCAUGUUCCAAUUCUCUCUCAUUGGGUAGACGAUAUAAUUCCGCUAUUCAGCUGUUGCCAGUGGACCGACUUCAAGUCAUGUGACUAUUACGUUGAGCUGAGAGGAACUACGGAUUGUACGGCAUAUAACCCUCCCGUACCAGCGUUUGUGUACGGGCAAGGUCACAUUGCAACAUUUAGAGGCCAGAAGAUCCGCGUCAUGGCGCCAGGGGAUUACAUCUUGUUUAAAGCAGGGACCACAGAGGUGCAGGCGAGAUUUGAGAAUAAUCCUCUUUCAACUGAAAAUGGGAAGGUUAUUAACAACACGUUCAAGUUGACAUCUGUGGCCAUAGAAAAUGAUGGCAUAUCAGAUAGGGUUGAACUACGGUUGCAGAGAGAAGAUACUGACAGCAUUGAGGUGCUACUGAAUGGAGAAAUUAAAGAAUUUAAGGAGAAAUCUUUAAAGUGGCAAGAUUUCAAAGAAAUUGCAGUUAUUAAUACCGACUUGACCUCAAAUAAUGGCAAUUUUACGGUGCUACUUACCAAUAACAUAGGGUUCCAAGUGGCAACCGUUGCUGGCACCAUGCAACUAGAUCUCAUGAUGCCUACGGACAUUAAUAAAGUGACAUCUGGAUUAUUCGGAAACAUUGACGGUGGGAAAACAUUGCCGAAUGGUGAAUCAAUUGAAGAUGUUAACAAUUUUGAAAAAGCAUGGAAGGUGAAAAAUAACAACUUUUUUAAAGACAGUAAAACGUUUUCAUCAGCAACAAUUACCGACCCUAAACCAUUAAGUGUAGAUUCCCAGACUGUCUGUACAGUCAAAAGGCGAAAGAUUUUUGAUGAUUGUGAAUUUGAUUACACUCGUACUGGCUCACAAGCGAUCGCAGAGGCAACACAGGAAGCUGGUAUCAGGCACGAGUCUCUUGUUGAUAACUUAGAGCCAAUCCGGUCUUGUGGUUUACUGGAUGUUCCGAGAUCUAAAAAAUCAAGCUAUGAAUACACAAUUGGUACAACCACGACCGUAACUGAAUGUAAGAGCGGUUCUUUAUCGGGUCACACCACUUAUACAUGCGUCGAAACCUCGGAUGGAACUCAGGCAUGGUCUCCGGAUGUGACAGCAAAAUGUGAAUUGGAAAUGGAAAUGGAAAAGUCGUCUAACUCGUCUAACAUAGGAAUGAUCGUUGGCAUCGUGACUGCUGUUUUGGUUGUAGCAAUUAUAGUUAUUGUGGGUGUCUUCCUUUUUGUGCGGAAAAGAAGAAAUGGAAACCGAAAAGACGGUGCUCCAUAUGCAACUGACGAAGCGGUCGCUAUGAAACCCGAAGAUGUUAAGUGACCAGCAUCAUAAUAUAGUUAAUAAAAUAGAAAAACAAACAUAGAAGAACAAAUUUCAAACCAGCAAAACCAGAAUUUCAUACAUAUAUCAUACAUAGUUUUACAUUUUUAUUUUUGUAUUGUAUUAUAUAAUAAUGAAAUGCUACAGCCCGUCUCACACAGAACACACGACUUAUACGGUUGGACACCCGUGUAAACCGUACAUACAGUUACACUCGGGCAUUCGAGUUUAAGCCGUGUAUUAUUUUUAACACUUUAAAAAAUCUGGUACAGAUGUCAUGUCCGUGUAUGAUCGUAUAAGCGACCGUACAAGACCGUAAGAGACAGAAUAAGACCGUAUAUAUAACCGUUUUUUGAAGUCCACUCCACGAGUGAGCCCAACCGUGUCAAGGUCGUAUAUAAAUCGUAUAGAAUCGUUCGAGACGGUCCCCAAGUAACAUCCGAUUAAUACCCGAAAGUCCCACAAUGACGGCACGACUCGCACGAGUGCACACACGGUGUCAUACCAUCGUCAUACGACCAAUACGGUUCAAAUACGAAUCAUGCAUGGAAGACACGGUAUAGAACGGGUGUACACGGUCUCUUUCGACCUCGCAUGGUCUUAAACGGCCUCUACGUCAUCUCGAACUGUACAACGAAAAAGCACUACCUGCUGCCACCCUCAGCUGCUAGAUCUACCCAGAGUUCUUGCUGCAUAACGCUAGACUACAUCAACAGAAGAAGGUUCCCAAGCACAGAAGGAAUACAAGAAGGGCCAUCCAGGCCCGCAGACCACUUCAACCUGCUGAACCUGAUUAGCUAGAGGAUCCAUCGGCACUACUUUAAGAGAGACCCGUUUCUUCCAGGGAUUCAGACUCGGAUGUCAGCUCGGUUGGAUCUCCAUCAAAAUGGGUCAAUUUAAUUAAAAAACAUAGUUUACACGAAUGUCUAAUAAUUCGAGGAGAACUCGAACAAAAGUCGGCGGGACCCUAUGUUAACCCUGUGAAUGUCGAGUAAAUCGAGUAAAAGUCGUGUUUAAUCGUACCAGACCGAACUUUGAACCAUACCACAAUAGUUUGUAAUCGUAUACAAAUUGUGUUCAAACCUUGCUUAACCAAGCAUGUCCGUGCUUUUUUCGUACAUACUCAUGCUACAUUCGAGUCUAACUCGUAUCCACUAAUCUCCAGGCACGGUGGGAGCUAAAUACUGGUACCAGUCAACUCGUGUAUUGCCGAGUAUACCGUAUGGGAAGCGUGUGCCCAAUCGUGUUCUGUGUGAGACGAGCUUACACGCAAAUGUUUACUAUUUACAAUGCAAUAUGAAAAAAAUGCUGUGUAUCAAAACAACAGUUUGCUGAAAGGUACAUUAUGCACCAGCAAUGCUUUUAAAUCUAUUCUCAAAAGCUUUUCUAAUUCUGGUAUCGUGUUAUAGUUUCCAGAUUUUUACUCAUUGUCCAAUUACUUGGCGGCGUGGCCGAGUGGUUAACGCGUCGGACUAGUAAUCUAAGGAUUGCUGACCGUGGGUGGUACCAGCCGUUGAUUCCUUGAGCAAGAAACUUUACAUUCAUUGCUAAGUACUGGUUGGUUCCAGGAACGAAUUCGCGAGUGUUUCAAUGAGCUUAUAGCUUCCAAUUCAAUCGAACUAAAUUAAAAUUGUAUACACCAAUUACUUGAAACUGUUGCUUUUGUUAAUUAGUAUAGUUAUAAUGAUUUUAUUUUGUAUGGAAGUCUACUAUUCAAUACUACUUUGUUUACAUUUUGCUAUUUUUAUGACAAAUAAAGUGUCUAACAUGCUCUAAAAUCAUUAUCUAAACAUUUUUAAAACUCAUGUUUGCCUUUUUUAAAGAUGGAAAAUGUAUUCAUUUCUGAGGGAAAAUGUGCCUUUAGGAUUACAUGCAUUUAUCACAAUGUUAUUAUCUUAUAUUUUACUUUAGUAUAUUGAAUUGUAUUGUAUCGCUACUGAUAAAAUGUACAACUAAAUGUAUGUUGUAAUGAAUUAAUUUUUUUUUCAUAAUAUUUGUAUUUGAUGGCAUGAAACAUAUUUACGUAUAGAAGGGUAUGUUGGCAUUGAAUGUAUCACAACAAAACAGUAUGUUUCUGCUAGUAUAAAAGCCACAUAUACUCUUGCUGUUUCUUCUGCUACUUUAACGGCGGACUACAAGACUUUGAUUAUCAUUGCGACAACUACUAUCAUUUCAAUGUUACAACCUUAACUUUAAAAAAAAGAAACUAUAUUAUUAAUAACUGAAUUAGCAAAAGAUGCACUAUUCUAAUAUUACAACUUUUACUAUAAAAUAAAGAAACUAUAUUACUAAUAACCGAAGUAGCAAAAGAUGCAUUUUUCUUAUAUUACAACGUUUACUAUAAAAGAUAGAAACUAUAUUACUAAUAAUCGAAGUAGCAAAAGAUGCACUUUUCUUAUAUUACAACGUUUACUAUAUAAGACAGAAACUAUAUUACUAAAAAUCGAAGUAGCAAAAGAUGCAUUAUUCUAAUAUUGCAACUUUUACUAUAAGAAUAAGAAACUAUAUUACUAAUAACAGAAGUAGCAAAAGAUGCCUUUUUCAUGAUAAUACAUGUAAACUAGUUAUUCCUAUUCUGUAUAUUAGUGUAUAAACAUAUGAUGUAAAAUAUCUUCAAUAAAAUAGCUUUGAAAAUGUU